Messenger RNA from Sclerotinia trifoliorum, 2344 nucleotides. Lineage: Eukaryota; Fungi; Ascomycota; Leotiomycetes; Helotiales; Sclerotiniaceae. The record is from the annotation of a GenBank genome assembly.
AUGCAAUCGUCCCAGCAGAUUUACAAAAGACACAAAAUCAAAAAUUCAUAUUUGUUACUGCACUCCCUGGGGAAAUAUGGUUGGUUACCAAUAUCAUCAACACUGUAUUGACUUGGAGUGAACAUACUAAAGAUCAAGAGUUACGAACCAUAAAUCCACCCAGUAGACAAUUUUAAGGAGCUCGAGCAGGAAAACAGAUUUCCUAAUAACGAUUCAAACAUGUGAUUUCUAUUCUUAUCUAUUUGUAAUUCCCAAUUCGAAAGCAGACAUCGAAAUAUUCACUUUAAAUAUCAUCGAUAUUCUCAACGAAUCACUAUAACGGUAUAACUCUGUUUCAAACGAACUCGAAAUCAGAUGCUAACCUGGAAAGAUGUCAGCACUAACGUCCGCUAAGCCUCCUCAUACCAGGUACCCACUAUACUAUUUCAGGCUUAGCCGAUUUUGAUCCUCCUUUCUUGUGAGAAUGACGAGUACUAAUAGAGACUAUUCAGAUCGGAAAUCUUCAAGUCACACACUAUCUUCUCCUCUUUCGGUUCCCGUUCAUUUUAGACAAGUAUCUACUAAGCUAGAAUAGUCGCACGAUGGCAUACCCUAAAAAUGUUGGCAUCAAAGCCAUGGAAAUUUAUGUCCCAGCACAGGUAAUACCUCUAUAAUCCCCGUGAGUUUCAGUUCAUGUUACUGAUUGGAAAAGUGUCUGGAUCAAACGCUAUUUGAAAAGCAUCAGGGGGUUUCGGCUGGAAAAUAUACCAUUGGGUUGGGUCUUCAGUACAUGAACUUUUGUACCGACAGAGAAGGUAAGGCUGUGCCAUUGAAGCUCUUUAGCCACCCAGCUCUUUUUGGGCAUUAAAAUAAUGUGAUGCUGAUAAUAUACAAAGAUGUGUGUUCUCUAGCUUUAACAGCUGUAUCUUCACUACUCCGAAAAUUCAACAUCGAUCCUAAAUCCAUUGGACGUCUAGAAGUGGGCACCGAAUCACCCAUCGAUAAAGCCAAGUCGGUCAAAUCAGUUCUCACAACUCUAUUUGAGCCAUCCGGCAAUACAAGUCUCGAAGGAAUCGACACAAUCCACGCUUGUUAUGGCGGUACCAAUGCUCUGUUCAAUGCCGUCAAUUGGGUAGAAUCUCGUUCGUGGGACGGGAGAGAUGCCAUUGUCGUCGCAUCAGAUAUCGCUCUUUAUAAAGAGGCUGCUUCUCGACCUACUGGAGGUGCUGGAUGCGUAGCUAUGCUUAUUGGCCCAGAUGCCCUUUUAUCAUUCGAUCCAGAUUUGAAAGGUGUCUAUAUGACUCAUGCUUAUGAUUUUUAUAAGCCGGAUACUAAAGUCGAGUUUCCGAUCGUGAACGGUCAUGAAUCUAUUGGCUGUUACACUGGUGCUCUCGAUGCAUGCCACAAGAAUUUGCUUGAGCGUAUAGAGGCCAGAAGUAAGCUCAGUGGAGAUACAUCCAAGGCUAUUCCCAGGAAGGUUCUUGAUUUUUUCGACUAUAUGGCGUUCCAUACCCCGAACUGCAAAUUAGUAUCUAAAUCGUAUGGUCGACUCAAGUACAAUGACUGCCUGCUAUCGACCGAUGAUGCUGAUUGGAAAGGUAUUCCUGAUGAACUCCGCAAAUUGAAUUAUUCAGAAUCCUUGAAAGACAAGACGCUGGAGAAAACCCUUGUGGCUAUCACGAAAGAUCAAUUCCAAAAGCGGGUCGAGCCAUGUAUUGCUGCGCCUUCUUUAUGCGGCAAUAUGUACACGAGCAGUUUAUAUUGCUCGCUCAUUAGCUUGAUUAGCAAUAUUGACCUUACAGCCGCAGAAGGUAAAACUAUCGGAUUAUUCAGCGUGAGUGACUGGAAUCCUACUUUUGACCUCUUUUAAGAUAUGCACUCACUGACCUAAACCCACCAUUCAGUUCGGAAGUGGAAUUGCUAGCUCUCUCUUUGGUCUAAAAAUCACCGGUGAUCUUAUCAACUUAGUCCAAAAAAUUGAUUUGAUGGAUCGUCUGAAGCAACGACAUAUUGCGACACCUGAGGAGUACGAAGAGGUGAGCUCCGAGAGCGUGAUCUAUCUAGAAGAUAUGCUAACUUGCCGCAAGGCGUGUGCCCUUAGAAAGAACGCAUAUGGAUCCAAGGGUUUCAAACCUGUUGGUGAUAUAGCCUCCAUGGCGCCUGGAACAUUCUACUUGGAGAGUGUGGAUGAUAUGUAUCGAAGAACUUAUGCUAUCAAACAGUGAUUGGCCAGCACUUCAAGGUUCCACCUGGCUGAGUGAUAGUAGAAAUGCUUAUAGAAGAUAGAUCUGGAUUGGUUUAUCCAAUAAUACUAGAAGUAGGAAAUAAAUCUAGAUAUGUGCUGUCGUAUUUAAUAAGAACUAAG